AUGUCCAAAACGCCCCUUCCCCAGUACGCCCCAUCUAGACACUUCCUAGCUGGGCGACAAAUCCGAAAGCCACCCGUCACGACGCUUCCAAUGAGGCACGGCACGGGUGCGCGGUCCGGAAAUGACAUAACUGCCCCUACCCGUACCCGGGAAAAAUGGACGCACGCGAAGGGGGCUGCCGAGUCUCUGGCAGGGCACUCACCGGCGCCGGCAAACGGCGAGAUGGGCGGGGUAGUCCCUAGUGGCGAGGCCGGCGGCGUGCUUGCGGCGCUCCUCGGCGACGACGGGUACCCCGCGGGGCGCUUGAUCAUGAUGCUGCGCGUCACCUUCACCGGCGUCUCGUCGCUGCUCGAAGCCGGCGAGGGCGGCACGAACGCCGCAACGUCCUCGGCCGGAUCUACACGGUCGACGAAACCACAAGUCAGAUCGAAUGGGAACGCCGACUACGAUGGGGCAUGUUUUUUUUUUUCAGCAGCGGCGGUCACCAGCUCACUCACCAUUGAUCUUGACGGCGGCGGGGCGCACGGGCUGCUUGCGGAGGCGGCCGAGGCCGGUGUCCGGGCGCGGGCCCGCGAAGGUGUCGUCCCACAGCUUGUCGAGGAGGCCCAUCCCUCUCCGUCGUAA
Messenger RNA from Miscanthus lutarioriparius, 624 nucleotides. Lineage: Eukaryota; Viridiplantae; Streptophyta; Magnoliopsida; Poales; Poaceae. The record is from the annotation of a GenBank genome assembly.